Molecule: messenger RNA, 660 nt
Organism: Carassius gibelio (silver crucian carp)
Lineage: Eukaryota; Metazoa; Chordata; Actinopteri; Cypriniformes; Cyprinidae
Product: metalloproteinase inhibitor 2-like
Exons: 3
Coding region: 295-645 (116 amino acids)
Biological process (GO): negative regulation of membrane protein ectodomain proteolysis; negative regulation of endopeptidase activity
Cellular component (GO): extracellular matrix
Molecular function (GO): protease binding; metalloendopeptidase inhibitor activity
Source: RefSeq, a predicted model, not a curated record
AUUAAGGCAUGAACCUGGUCUCUCCAUGAGAACACACCCAUAGAAGGCAGUGGAAAAGAAGGAAGCCUGGAAAGACCAUUAAAAUAGAGCAGCAGUGCACUUCCUUUAUUUCCAACAAGCCCGUUCGUCUCCGAGGAAUUUAACAGCAGUAGUCACACUAAUACUCAGCGCGUGGCAUCUCGAAAGGCGGUGGACAUUGUACUUUUCGGCUGGGUGAGGAACUGGAUCAUUGUUGACAUCGCAGAAGAUCGUCUACCUCCCUCUAAUUCUGCUGUCAGAUAUUAAAGUGAAGCAAUGAAGAGUGUCAGGAGCUGUAUUGGCACACUUGUGGUGCUGGUACUGUUUCGGGUGGGAGAGAUCGCAGAAGCGUGCAGUUGUUCCCCCGUCCAUCCUCAACAGGCGUUCUGCAAUGCUGAUGCUGUAAUCAGGGCCAAAGUGGUUGGAAAAAAAGAAGUGGAUUCUGGGAAUGAUAUUUAUGGGAACCCCAUCAAGCGGAUCCAAUAUGAGAUUAAGCAGAUCAAGAUGUUCAAAGGCCCGGAUCGCCACAUCGACGUGAUCUUCACCGCGCCUUCAUCUGCAGUGUGCGGGGUGACGAAUUUGGAAACUAACGGCAAGAAGGAGUACCUCAUCUCAGGUAAAAAAUAAAAAUAAAAAACUCAU